GUUGCAUAAAGAACACAGAUGAGAGCUUGCAUUCCGUGCUUAAAAGGAUGCCGUGUCUCCCCCAGUGAUCCCCUCCUGCGAUCUCUUUCCCAGUCACUUUGAGUCUGGCCUAACCGAAGUCUGAGGUUAUGAAGUCGAUCCUAGAUGGCCUUGCAGAUACCACCUUCCGCACCAUCACCACAGACCUCCUCUACGUGGGCUCGAAUGACAUCCAGUACGAAGACAUCAAAGGCGACAUGGCAUCCAAAUUAGGGUACUUCCCACAGAAAUUUCCUUUAACUUCUUUUAGGGGCAGUCCCUUCCAAGAAAAGAUGACUGCAGGAGAUAACGCCCAGUUAGUCCCAGUAGACCCGGGAAACAACAUUACAGAAUUCUACAACAAGUCGCUCUCAUCCUACAAGGAGAAUGAGGAGAAUAUCCAGUGUGGGGAGAACUUCAUGGACAUGGAGUGCUUCAUGAUUCUGAACCCCAGCCAACAGCUGGCCAUCGCCGUGCUGUCCCUCACACUGGGCACCUUCACGGUUCUGGAGAACCUGCUGGUGCUCUGUGUCAUCCUCCACUCCCGUAGCCUCCGCUGCAGGCCUUCCUAUCACUUCAUUGGCAGCCUGGCAGUGGCAGACCUUCUGGGGAGUGUCAUUUUCGUCUACAGCUUCGUUGACUUCCACGUGUUCCACCGCAAAGAUAGCCCCAACGUGUUUCUCUUCAAACUGGGCGGGGUCACAGCCUCCUUCACUGCCUCUGUAGGCAGCCUGUUCCUCACGGCCAUCGACAGGUACAUAUCUAUUCACAGGCCCCUGGCCUAUAAGAGAAUCGUCACCAGGCCCAAAGCCGUGGUGGCCUUUUGCCUGAUGUGGACCAUCGCGAUUGUAAUUGCUGUGCUGCCUCUCCUGGGUUGGAACUGCAAGAAACUGCAAUCUGUCUGCUCAGAUAUUUUCCCACUGAUUGAUGAAACCUACCUGAUGUUCUGGAUCGGGGUCACCAGCGUGCUGCUGCUGUUCAUUGUGUACGCAUACAUGUAUAUUCUCUGGAAAGCUCACAGCCACGCAGUCCGCAUGAUUCAACGUGGAACUCAGAAAAGCAUCAUCAUCCACACGUCAGAGGAUGGCAAGGUACAGGUGACCCGGCCGGACCAAGCCCGCAUGGACAUUAGACUGGCCAAGACCCUGGUCCUGAUCCUGGUGGUUUUGAUCAUCUGCUGGGGCCCUCUGCUCGCGAUCAUGGUGUACGAUGUCUUCGGAAAGAUGAACAAGCUCAUUAAGACGGUGUUUGCCUUCUGCAGUAUGCUCUGCCUGCUGAACUCCACCGUGAACCCCAUCAUCUAUGCUCUGAGGAGCAAGGACCUGAGACAUGCUUUCCGGAGCAUGUUCCCCUCAUGUGAAGGCACUGCGCAGCCUCUGGAUAACAGCAUGGGGGACUCGGACUGCCUGCACAAGCAUGCGAACAACACAGCCAGUGUUCACAGGGCUGCAGAAAGCUGCAUCAAGAGCACGGUCAAGAUCGCCAAGGUGACCAUGUCUGUGUCCACAGACACGUCCGCCGAGGCUCUGUGAGCCUGAUGCCUCUCUGGCAACACAGGA
Urocitellus parryii (Arctic ground squirrel) is the source of this 1577-nucleotide messenger RNA. The record is from RefSeq and is a predicted model, not a curated record. NCBI's taxonomy places the organism in Eukaryota, Metazoa, Chordata, Mammalia, Rodentia, Sciuridae.